UUUCACGCUCCCGUCCCGAUAGCGUUCGUCCGCGUUCGGUCGAUGGUUAAAUAGUUAAAUAGCUCAACGUCGUUACCGUGAACAGAGAGAACAGUUCGUUGCAGUUCGUGAACACAGAGACGCGUUCGGGUCCAUUUUAUAGAACAGAACCGAGGAGUGAACCGCCUGACUUCCGGUCUGUCCGCCUGUUUGUUGUCGGAGCUAAUGCUAACAGGUUAGCCUAGCUGCUAACAGGCUAGCCUAGCUGCUAUCCACAGGUUCGGCUGAAGAAGCAGGAAGGAGGCGUUGGACGUUCGGCCUGAGAGCUCCAGCUGCUCCUUCGAACAUUUAUCCGGACCAGCAGAACCCGUCCAGUACCGAGAAUACUACAAAAAGGACCGACAUUUGAACCAACCAGAGUCCAAACAUGUCAAAGGCUCCAGAUUCUCCAUCACGCCCCCGAUCCAGAACCAGAUCUAGAUCCUACUCCAGGUCCCGGUCUAGGAGUGUCUCCCGUUCCAGAUCCAGGAAACGUCACUACAGCUCCAGGUCUCGGUCCCGGUCCCGCUCUCACUCUCCGUCCUACAGGAACUAUCCCUCUCGGGACUAUCAGAGCAACAGAAGAGGCUACAGGGGCUACAACCGGGGCUACCGUAGGCCCUACCAGUACCGGGGCCGGAGCCGGGGCUACUACCCCCGUGGCCAUUACCAGAACCGAGGGGGAGGAGGGGGCUACGGCUACAAGUCCAACUGGCAGGGUGGGGGAGGGGGCUGGCACGAUCGCCAGGAACACUACAGUCCCAGGAGGGGGCACUCUCGCUCCCGCACGCCCAGGAAACGCUCGGGCAGCCGGAGCCGCUCCCGCUACUCAGACCGCUCCUCGUCAGGCCGGUCCCGCCGGUCCAGGCGCUCCAGCUACUCCUCGCGGUCCCGUUCCCGGUCCUCGUCCCCGCGGCGCCGCAACAACAAGGCUCGGCCCGGGUCCAAGGAGUCCAAAGACAAGCAGUCCGAGAGUCCGGCAGAGAAGUCCACUCAGCCCGCAGAGGGAACCGUCAUCGAGAAGGCGUCUGGAGGGAAGUGGAUCGACUACGACACCAGCCCCAAACGAAGUAGCCCCGACAUCAAGACAGAAGAUGUUCCUGACACCAAAGGGUCCGGCAGCACCGGCCCCCUCUGGAAGACUGUCGGAUCAACGUCCCCCCCUGCAAAGAGCCCCACCAAGUCUGGACAGACGGCCUCUUUCAGCGGCUUCGGCUUCUUCACAAAGGAAGAAGCCAAGUCUGGAGAUAAUGUUGGGAUUUCUGCUGCCUUCAAAAAGUUCAUGGCUGAGAAUAAAAACAAGAAGCAGGCGUCAGAGAAGGAGCAGGCUGCAGACAGAGAUUCUGAGAAGACCUCCAAGACCUUGGAGCUCUUCAGCAUGUCUGCAGCUUCAUACUCUGAGUCCAAAGACGAGAAGGUCCUGCCUUUCUUCAACCCCCUGGAGGAGGAGUUCCUCCAGGCGCAGGGCCUGAAGGACAGGGUCAUCGAUGAGGAGCCCGAUGUCAAACCCACCCUCUCAGCCCGGGACAUCUUUGGAAAGUGGGGCGACGAGCCCAGCUACUCCACGUCUUACCCCUCUGUGAAGGAGAAAGGCCGCAGGGACGCCGAGGACGAAGACAAUGAAGACAACAUGGAGGAAGAGCUGUACCGGAGCCGCAAGCAUGCGUCCAAGAAAGAGGAGAAAUCCAAGAAGAAGGAGAAGAAGGAGAAGUCCAAGAGGAGCGCGUCUCCUUCCACAUCCUCCAGAGAGAAGGAGCGUCCUCUGUUCCCUGGAGCCUUUCCUCCUCGUGACGCGUCUCCUGUCCGCCUGUCAGUCUCCAGGGAGGACUUCGAGCUCAAAAUCGGCUCCUUAGAUGAGGUGCCCGGGAGAAUCGAUGUCUCCCCCAGUGCCUUUAAGAGGCACCCCCCCGCGUUUGAGGAUUUGGACGAGACGAGCUACAAGGACCCCAGUAAAAAGUUCAAAGGGGACGUGCUGGACCUGCGCCUGGAUAUAGAAAGAAGGAAGAGGUUCGCAGGGAAGGAGCGCCCCGGGGGCUCCCGAGGACCCAGCAGGGACAGGUCCUCUGACAAAUCUGGGAAACACCACAAGAAGUCCAAGAAGGGGAAGAAGAAGAGGGACCGCUCUCAGUCCUCCUCUUCCUCCUCCUCCUCCCCCUCCCCCUACCCUCCCCCCUUCAGAGGGAAGGAGUACAUGGGGGAGGGGAUGGAGCCCUCAGAGGAGGGCUACAGCCACCCCCGCUACCCCCCACGGGACUACAGCGGCCCCGGGGACCGGGGGCCCCGAGACUACGAGGGCCACGGAGCAGAGAGAGGAAGAGGCCGAGGCUUUUUUCCCAGGAUGAGAGGAAGAGGAUGGAACAGAGGAAAUUAUCCUGGAAACAGCAACGGAAACCCACCUAACCCUAACCCACCUGCCCGCCCCCAGGAAGAGGACUGGGACCCCGAGUACACCCCCAAGAGCAGGAAGUACUACCUG
Molecule: messenger RNA, 2494 nt
Organism: Austrofundulus limnaeus
Lineage: Eukaryota; Metazoa; Chordata; Actinopteri; Cyprinodontiformes; Rivulidae
Gene: thrap3b
Product: thyroid hormone receptor associated protein 3b
Biological process (GO): positive regulation of transcription by RNA polymerase II; mRNA processing
Cellular component (GO): mediator complex; exon-exon junction complex
Molecular function (GO): mRNA binding; DNA binding; transcription coregulator activity
Source: RefSeq, a predicted model, not a curated record